Onthophagus taurus is the source of this 3367-nucleotide messenger RNA. RefSeq names its product aminopeptidase N. Gene Ontology annotation, cellular component: cytoplasm; membrane. Gene Ontology annotation, biological process: peptide catabolic process; proteolysis. The record is from RefSeq and is a predicted model, not a curated record. Lineage: Eukaryota; Metazoa; Arthropoda; Insecta; Coleoptera; Scarabaeidae. Gene Ontology annotation, molecular function: zinc ion binding; metalloaminopeptidase activity; peptide binding.
ACAAAGCGUUACGUUUAACUUGAAGCGAGCGCGGUUUAUACACACAACAAAUUAUUAUAACACUUUCGAUUCAGUUCUGUUUCAACUAGCGACUUCAAAUCAACCCACACCAUUUUUUUUAUACUCACCUAUUUCUUAGCGCAAGUUUUUUUCUCGUCGUUUCAAAUUUAAAUGAAAUUUAUAAGAAUGUGCAACUUUUCAUAACAAAUUCAUAACCAGUGAAAGUUAUGUAAUUUAUUUAUUUUUGUACCACGAGGAUUUUUUCCGAUAAUAAUUUUUGUUUAUUUUUAAUGUGUUGAGGAAAUGGUUGGGAAACGCUUAGAUUAUGCAUGUGUUCCAACCGCCCCGGAAUUAGAAAAUAAUUCCAAUCAAAAAAAAUACACAGUAAAUCGACACCCAAAAGGAAAUAUUUCGAUAUCAAAACCAGCUUGUGCUGUUUUUGUUAUGGCAGCGUUACUUUUGGCUGCAAUAGCCGCGGUGAUAACUUAUUUUUUAGUACCAAAUUGUGAUGGGCACUCACUUCCCGAAUCGUUAACGAAGUUAGACGAAGAAAAAUUACCUGAAGAAACAACGAUUAAUUACACAAGAUUACCUCGUAGUAUUCAACCUACACAUUACAGUUUAUUUAUAAGUCCAGAACUGGAGGGAAACUUUACAACGAAAGGAAAUGUUACGAUAACGUUGAAAAUUGCAGAAAAAACGAAUACGAUUCGUUUAAACGCUUUAGAUUUAAAAAUCGAUUCAAAGUCAACGAAAGUUUUCGCUUCCAAUAAUGAAACUAAUAUGAAACAAAUUAAAAUUAAUAAACAAAUCGAAGAUAAAUCUGAUCAAGCCUACACAAUUUAUUUAGAUGAACAUUUAAACGAAAACGAAGAAUAUAAAUUAUUUAUUAAAUUCGAAGGAUUUUUAAACGAUUACAUGGUGGGUUUCUAUAAAAGUUCUUACAUCGAUGACAAAAAUAAUACCAGAUGGUUGGCGAGUACGCAAUUUUCGCCAACUGACGCUCGAAGGGCUUUUCCAUGUUUCGAUGAGUUGGAUUUUAAAGCGAAAUUUCAAAUUAAUAUUGGUAGGACGGCUGAUCGGCAAACUUUGUCCAAUAUGAAAAUUGAUUUUUUUACAUCGGAAGGAAACAAAAUUUGGGAUCACUACAAAGAAACACCACUUAUGUCAACUUACAUUCUAGCCUUUAUCGUCCACGAUUUUAAAGUGCAGAACGUUAACAACUUCGCAGUUUGGUCUCGAGAAGGACAUCUUCCUGAAACUUUAUUCGCCAAAUCAAUCGGACCAAACAUUUUAAACUUUUUCCAAUCAUAUUUUAACGUUCCAUAUCCAUUAGAAAAAUUAGACGUAGUCGCUUUACCGGAUUUUGGAUUUUCCGCCAUGGAAAAUUUCGGGUUGAUCACAUUUCGCGAAUCGAAAUUACUUUAUUCCGAUUCAACAUCAACGACGGAAAACCAAAGAGAUAUAGCUUUAAUUUUGGCUCAUGAAUUAGCUCAUCAGUGGUUUGGAAACUUGGUUACACCGAAAUGGUGGGAUGAUUUGUGGAUUAAGGAAGGUUUUGCGACGUUUUUCCAGUAUUUGGGCGUUAAAGAAAUUUUACCCGAUUGGAAUGUGAUGGACGAAUUUUACCAGUGUCAAACUUUAGAAGCUUUUAAUAUAGAUAAGUUUGCUUCUUCGCGGCCGAUUCAUUUUCAAGUCCAAAAUAGUAACGAUAUCCGCCAAGCUUUCGAUCGAAUUUCGUAUCAAAAAGGGGCGGCUUUAAUUCGAAUGUUGCAUAAUUUUUUGGGGGAAAUCACUUUUAAUGGGGGAUUAAGGGAAUUCAUUAAAACUUAUUUAUAUUCGAACGCAAACAACGUGGAUUUAUGGAAAAUUUUGACGAGUGAAGCUCAUCGAAAUCGUGUUUUAGACGAGGAUAAAAGCGUUGAGGAAAUAAUGAAAACUUGGAUGAUACAAGCUGGUUACCCGGUUAUUAGCGUUACAAAAAAUAACAAUCGAUUAAUUUUAAAUCAAAAACGAUUUUUGAUUAAUAACGAAUCGGAAAUGACGUCGGAAAAAUGGUGGGUUCCGAUUUCUUACGAAACGGAUGCUUCGAGAAAUAAAAUCAAAACGAUUUGGUUAAAACCAAACGAAUCCUACACCAUAAACGACUUCCGCGACACUUGGUAUCUUUUAAACAUAAACCAAACGGGUUAUUUCAUUGUUAAUUACGACGAAGAUAAUUGGCGAAAAUUAUUAGAGAUUAUAAUGCAUCUCCAACCUGGUAUUCGAGCCCAAUUAAUCAGCGAUUCAAUGGAUUUAGCUCGAGGUGGAUUAUUAAAUUACGAUGUCCCGUUAAAAAUGAUUUCAACGAUUGGAAGAAGCGAUGACGAUAUUAAUUACGUUCAUUAUUUAGCGAUUUUUGAGAAAACCAAUUAUUUACACAACAUUUUACGUUCAACCCCUAUUUAUGGACACUUUGAAAUAUUUUUUUUCGACACUUUCAGCUUUGCUUUUGAAUCGGUUAAAUUCGACGAAUAUCCGAAAGAACAUUAUUUACGAAAACGGAUUAGAAGUUUAAUUUUGAAACAAGCUUGCAGAACAUCCGAUUCGAAAUGCACAAUCGAGGCUAGAGUUCGAUAUAGAAAUUGGAUGAAUAGGAAAUCGAAUGAUCUCGAGGUGAUUCCGCCCAACGAACGCGAAAUCGUUUAUUGUACGGCUAUAAGAGAAGGUGGACACCGAGAAUGGCAGGCUGCUUAUCAAGCUUAUUUGCAAUCAAAUUCUACGUCUGAUAAAAUGAUUUUGUUGAAGUCUUUGGGGUGUAGUUCGCAACAUUGGAUUUUAGCGCGAUUAUUGGAACUAACAAUAUCGAAGAACUCAACAAUUCGAAAACAAGAUGGGGCGGAAGUUUUUCGAUCAAUAGCAACGAAUUUCCAUGGACAUUCUUUGGCUUUUGAGUUUUUAAGAACUAAAUGGGACGAAAUUAAUCGAUAUUACGGAGUCGCUUUUAGAGCUGUUAGUAAAAUGGUCGAGGAUCUUUCUACGUUUAUGUACACGGAAUUUCAACUCCAACAACUCGAACAAUUCAAAAAAGAAAAUAAAUACAACUUAAAAGCGACGGAUCAAGCGUUCGAUAACACGAUAGAACAAGUUAAAGCGAAUAUAGCUUGGAUGAAAACCAAUUAUGACUCGGUUUCGAAUUGGUUAAAAGAGCAUUUAGCUUAUUUACAAAUUGAUGUAAAUAAAUAAAAGUUAAAAGAAUAAUCUUAUUGUAUUUAUGGAAAAGAAUGCUUUAGAGAAUAUAGUCGAUCUGUUUGACUAUAUAAAUAUAAUAAAAAUUUAAAAUAAUAUCCUAGAUAAUUAUAGAGUUAGCUAAACGAUUUUUUUUAUU